Molecule: messenger RNA, 783 nt
Organism: Prunus armeniaca (apricot)
Lineage: Eukaryota; Viridiplantae; Streptophyta; Magnoliopsida; Rosales; Rosaceae
Source: the annotation of a GenBank genome assembly
AUGGCCAAUCGGUGGCGCUCAGCCGGCGGCAACCUCCGCGCGGUUCUGCAAAACCCUAGCCCGCGACAACAAGCUCCAUUUCAAUCCUUUUCGGCUCUGUAUCACACGAUCCAAGCCAUCCCGAGGGAGUGCACAGGGAACAGAGUCUCCGUCAAAGACCGAGCUCAGGGUCGAAUUCCAGCCGUCGUGUUCUCGCAGGAGCUAAACCCUAGCACCACCACCGUUCGAUCGGUCUCCAAAAAGCACUUGUUGACCACCGAGAGGAAGCAGAUUCAGGCCAUUCUCAAGUCAGUUGAGCUCCCCUUUUUCUGCUCCACUAGGUUCCCGCUCCAGAUCCGAGCUGGGUCCGGGUCAUCGGAUCUUCUUGAAUCCGGAAACGUCCUACCCAUCAAGGCAAUUACUCAUUUCUUCAUCCAUGCCUUUCUUAUUCACAGGGACGAAGAGAGUGGGAAGAUACUGAAUUUGGUGUUUGUUUGGGCGGAUGAGGGCUCGCAGCUGAAAGUGGAUGUCCCUGUUGUUUUCAAGGGUGAAGAUGUAUGCCCUGGUCUCAAAAAAGGUGGCCAUCUGAACAAAAUUAGAGCUACUCUAAAGUACCUUUGCCCAGCUGAACACAUUCCUCCCAAAAUUGAGGUGGAUGUCAGCAAGUUAGAUAUAGGUGAUAGGGUGUUCAUCCCUGAUGUUGAGGUUCAUCCAUCCAUGAAGCUUCUAAGUAAGAACGAAACCAUGCCCAUAUGUAAGAUAGUCGCAACAAAGUUGGAGAACCCAGAAUCUGCAGGAGUAUAG